CUGAAGCGUCGAGACAUUCGCUGCUCUGUGUUUUCGGAUGAUACAAUUCAAUCUUUCUGAAUCUUUUGUUCUUCGUCUUUUCAUCUUUAGUGGAAUAGCAGAUUUGGAUGAUGUCGGUUCUUUGUUGUUUUUACGCCCAAAGAGGCGCAUCUUCGACGCGGAUUUCAUCAUGGCUAAUGCAGCCUCUCGUGCUCUGCGUCUUUGUCAUGGCCGUUGCGCGCGGGCAGGUCCGUUAUUCUAUUCCAGAGGAGAUGACAAAGGGCUCGCUGGUGGGAAAUAUCGUUCAGGAUCUCGGUUUGGAUGUUAAGAGGCUGAAAUCUGGUCGAGCGCGGAUCUUUACGGAGGACAGUCGUGAGUACAUCGGUCUGAAUGUGGAUAAAGGGACGCUGAUAGUGAAAGAGAGGAUAGAUAGAGAGGAGCUGUGCGCCCAAGUGUCUCCCUGCUCCUUACAUUUUCAGAUCAUUCUAGAAAACCCCAUGGAGCUGCAUAGAAUUGAUGUGGAAAUAUUAGAUAUCAAUGAUCAUGCUCCUGUUUUCAAGAAAAAGGAGAUUACUUUUCAAAUGAGUGAAUCUGCUUUGUCUGGGGCUCGAUAUUCAAUCGAUAGCGCUAAUGAUCCUGAUGUUGGUCUAAAUUCUCUUCAGACAUAUAAAUUAACUCCGUCUGAUCAUUUCACAGUUAAAAUACCUACUCACCUCGACGACACAAAGUACGUAGAGAUAAUUUUACAAAAAACUUUAGACAGAGAGUCUAUGGAGGAACAUAAAUUGAUCUUAACUGCAUUCGAUGGCGGAACCCCUCAAAAAACGGGCACUAUCAAGAUAAACGUUAUUGUUUUAGAUGCAAAUGACAAUGCACCUGUUUUCAGUCAGUCGGUCUAUAGAGCUUCAAUUCCAGAGAAUUUUUCUAAAGGAUCGACUGUGUUAAGCGUUAGUGCAACUGAUGGAGAUAUUGGAUCUAAUGGAGAGAUUAUGUAUUCUUUCUCUCAGAGCAGUGAAAGCUCUUCUGGUCUUUUCCAAAUUGAUUCCAGUUCUGGAGAUAUUACAGUUAAUGGCCUAUUAGAUUUCGAGAAAUCCAAAAAAUAUGAAUUAUCUGUGGAAGCAACAGACAAAGGAGGAUUACGAGAUACCACUAAAGUGCAUAUUGAAAUUACUGAUAUAAAUGAUAAUGCUCCUAUAAUAAGCGUAAUUUCAUUUUCUAACCCAGUGCCGGAGAAUUCAGCGCCAGAGACUGUGAUAGCAAUGCUGAAUGUCAAAGAUUUAGAUUCGGGGAAAAACGGAAUAGUUAAGUGCUUCAUUCCUCAGAAUUUGCCGUUUAAAAUAAAGUCAUCAACCCCAAAUUUCUACAGUUUAGUCACUGAUGAGCUUUUGGAUCGGGAGAUGAUCUCAGAGUAUAAUAUCACAGUAACAGCUAUUGAUGAGGGCUCGCCAUCUUUCUCUACUAAUAAAACACUGACUCUGAAGAUCUCUGAUGUCAAUGACAACGCCCCUGUGUUCCAGCGUCAGUCAUACACCGCAUAUGUGAUGGAGAAUAAUUCCCCCGGACUCUCUGUUUUAUCUGUUAAAGCGCGUGACAAAGACUCUGGCAAUAACGCGCGUAUUUCAUAUUUUCUAGAGGAUGUUCUUGUGAAUGGCGUCUCUGCCUCGACCUAUAUUUCAGUGAAUGCAGAGAGCGGAGACAUUCUUGCUGUUCGUUCUUUUGAUUAUGAGCAAACAAAAGAAUUUAACAUUCGCGUAAAAGCGCAGGACGGAGGCUCUCCUCCUCUCAGCAGCAACGUGAGCGUGAAAAUCAUCAUUCAGGACCAGAAUGACAACGCGCCUCAGGUUCUGUAUCCGGUCCAGUCAGGCGCAAAUGUGGUGGCUGAAAUAGUGCCUCGUUCGGCAGAUGUGGGUUAUCUGGUGACUAAAGUGGUGGCUGUUGAUGUGGACUCUGGUCAGAAUGCCUGGCUCUCAUAUAAACUGCACAAAGCCACAGACAGGGCGCUGUUUGAAGUGGGCUUACAGAAUGGAGAAAUAAGAACUGUUCGCCAAGUCACAGAUAAAGAUGCUGUCAAACAAAGACUCACUGUUGUAGUGGAGGACAACGGGCAGCCCUCUCGAUCAGCUACAGUCAAUGUUAACGUGGCGGUGGCGGACAGCUUCCCUGAAGUGCUAACGGAGUUCACUGACUUUACGCACGACAAGGAAUACAACGACAACCUGACUUUCUAUCUGGUCUUGGCCUUGGCUGUGGUUUCAUUUCUCUUUAUCGUGUCUAUCAUUGCCAUACUGUCAGUCAAAUGCUACAGAUGGAGACGCGAGCGCAUGUUACAAAUCUGGAGCGAAUCUUCCGGUUAUUCCGUAUUAUCCGCCUCUUUACGCAGACGUAGGCGGCACAGGAACUUUACAGCACGUGUACAAUUAUGAGGUUUGCAGAACCACUGACUCCAGAAAGAGUGAUCUGAAAUACGCCAGACCUUGCAGUGAGAGCAUCAUUAGUCUGGACACCAGUGGAACACACACACUCACGCAUGCGCAGAGAGAGAGACUGAAUAAUG
Molecule: messenger RNA, 2533 nt
Organism: Megalobrama amblycephala (Wuchang bream)
Lineage: Eukaryota; Metazoa; Chordata; Actinopteri; Cypriniformes; Xenocyprididae
Product: protocadherin gamma-A11-like
Biological process (GO): homophilic cell-cell adhesion
Cellular component (GO): plasma membrane
Molecular function (GO): calcium ion binding
Source: RefSeq, a predicted model, not a curated record